UACCUUCCUUAUUUUGACCCGUCCACCGUGACGUCGGAAGUUUUUCUCUCACUCGUCCCACACAUGUAACUGGAGGAGGUUGCACAAAUUACAUCGUGACAUUAAUUUUUUUGGGAAACCUUCGCAUUUUGAAACUUAGGAAUUUAAACAAAAUUUCGCAACUAUUUACAUACAAUGGAUUCAAACUACAACGCCAAUAUCUCGACGGGAUACUAUGACAUGUGGACCAGCCCGAACUUCAUGGCGUCUAUCCCGUAUGCAUUACUUGUUGCGACCGACCUGGGAACCGAACCGGACAAUGUAAAACAAGGCAAUUUUGAACAACUCGAUGCCCCGAGCGGUUUCAAAUCUUCUCCAGUUCGUGAAGCGGAACGCCUCCAAGACAAAGACGAAGUGGACACGCGCCAACAAACCGAACCAUCGCCCAUUCAAAAUUGGAGACCUUCCCGUGGUUCAAAUUCAUCCGAAAAAUCCGAGGACAAUGAUUCAUCCACCACCGCGUCCGAAACGGAGGACAACAACUCGUCGACCGAAACAGUGUACGAUUCCUCCUCCAUGGGAUCUGAAACGGGGUACGAUUUAUCCACCACAUGGUCUGAAACGCGGGACGAUACCACCACGUGGUCAGGAAAUGAGGACUCUUCCGAUUCGCAGGAAGAUGACGUUGCGGAAGUGAUUUCAAAUUGGAAGACAGCGUUGAGAAAGGAGCAGGCAAAAGAGAAUGCCCGGAUUGCCAAGGAAAUGAAAAAGGCUGCUUCACUGGAUUGCAGAUUGCAGAGCACUCCUCCCACCGGGCUCCUCUGGACUGGGUUGCUAAAAAUAGUGGAGAAACACGGAUGUUGCAGGUCUGGUGACUGCCGCCGGAGUAUGAACAGGUUGCAUAGAAGGCCGAAAAUGGAAAAAGGUGGAGACAAAUUGUGAAAUUUUGAUGUUGUGAUCGGGAUAAUUUAUUUAUUAAGUAGUUUUUAGUAAUUUUUUUAAUUUUUGACAGCGGUAGAAAUAAUUUACACUAUGGUCCAAUUAUUAAUAGUAAUUAUUUGAAUUAAGUUUGAAUUAGAAUAAAUUUACUUAUGCAAAUGCAACUC
Folsomia candida is the source of this 1085-nucleotide messenger RNA. RefSeq lists its product as uncharacterized. Lineage: Eukaryota; Metazoa; Arthropoda; Collembola; Entomobryomorpha; Isotomidae. The coding region runs from base 175 to 921 and encodes 248 amino acids. The transcript has 3 exons. The record is from RefSeq and is a predicted model, not a curated record.